Molecule: messenger RNA, 1041 nt
Organism: Triticum turgidum subsp. durum (durum wheat)
Lineage: Eukaryota; Viridiplantae; Streptophyta; Magnoliopsida; Poales; Poaceae
Source: the annotation of a GenBank genome assembly
AUGGCGGCCGAGGAAGAGGAUUUCGCUUCCUACAGAAGUGACUGGGAAUCUAGAUGGGGAUCCAAGGGGGGAUGCGGCUUCUUCAAAGGCACGAUUCUUGUUAGAUUUCUAACGCAUUCUUCACUUUGGUGCUUCCAUGCAACGCAAUUGAGUUCCAUGCGCUUCAAAUACUCGACACCUAAACCCAGCUUAGACGAUGGUAUCGUCGCGAAUACCUUGCAGAUCUUCUCCAUUAAACUCACAGAAAUUAAAGGCGGCUUCGAAUGGCCAUUGCCUGUGUAUGGUGUGGUUGUUGCCCGGGACCAUGUUGAUCACAAUCGCAACCUUCUCUUCUGUCGCAGUAGGGCAAGGACCCAAAUAGUCCGGCAAAACGAUCCUUUUUUGCACUUGAUUGGGCCAUCUCGUGCGAUCCUAUUCAAUGAUCCUGUUGACUUUGAAAUUCAGCUAAAAGUUAAAUGUGGAGCCAUGUCUGGAGAUAGAGAAUUGAUCAGCAAGACGCACUGUUAUCGUGCACGUCAUCAUGGUGUGCAUACCGUUUGCUUUGAGAACCGCUUAUGUAAAAUAGAGUUGUGCAUGGAGCUGCUUGUGGCGACAAUCCAGGCCACAAUCUGCAGCAUCCGUGUUGUUAAACAGGGGAUACGGCAGCGUGUUGAACGUCGAUGCCGAGUAGCUUGCUCGACAGCACCCUACUCACGCAAGAUCAUCAACGGUAAAACCACUUAUGUUGCUAAUGCCUCAUCUGGUGAAGUCGUGCUGCUUGAUCCUGGUAGACAUGCAACACCUGAAGGUUCGGAAGGUUACCUUGAUCUGUCAAGGCGUGUGGUGUCUGUAGAACAUGAAGAAGGCAACCUGGAACUCGUUGUACAUGCCUACUCAUCAUCCGGAGAUAUCACUGCACAAGGGCACGUCUCCUUGGCACCCAGAUCUUUUGGCUUCAGUCAGAAGAAAUUCUAUGUUGAUGAUGCUGUGCUAGAAAUUACCGUUGAUUGGUCUUUCCUUGUAGCAAACAAGGAUACUCUUGUGAGACCUGUGGGUUUUUGA